Messenger RNA from Ilex paraguariensis (yerba mate), 1298 nucleotides. The record is from the annotation of a GenBank genome assembly. Lineage: Eukaryota; Viridiplantae; Streptophyta; Magnoliopsida; Aquifoliales; Aquifoliaceae.
CCGCAAACCGUACACCCCCACCCAAUCAUAAACAUCCAACUCAGCCUGCCUUACUCAUUUCCACCUUAUCCUCUCUCCUCCACACUCCUCCACACUUCUCCUGUUCUCCACCUAUCUCUCCUCUCCCAAGUCUAAAUCCCAUCGCUCCACCCUUUUCCUUCCAGACCCCCCCCCCCCCCUUCUCUCUCCAAUACAGGGGAAAAAAUGUCACUCACAAUACCCACAAACCUUUCCAACUCCAUCGUAAAACCCAAGUUGAGUUCUCAGUUCACCACAAAACCAAGGCUUGCAAGCAUUGUAUGCUCAGCUUCUCCUAACCAGAACACAUCAACUUCGGAGCAGUCAUCCAAUGCAUCGCCACUCAAGGCAUUCUCAGCUGCUCUAGCACUCUCCUCCAUCCUCCUCUCGGCUCCUGUCCUACCGGCGUCGGCCGACAUAGCGGGCCUGACGCCGUGCAAGGAGUCCAAGCAGUUCGCUAAGCGAGAGAAACAGCAGAUCAAGAAGCUCGAGUCAUCACUGAAAAACUAUGCUCCUGAUAGUGCUCCGGCACUGGCUAUCAAAGCCACCGUGGAAAAGACCAAACGCAGGUUUGAUAACUAUGGGAAACAAGGUUUGCUAUGCGGAUCAGACGGUCUCCCUCACUUGAUUGUGAGUGGGGAUCAAAGACACUGGGGAGAGUUCAUCACCCCAGGAAUUUUAUUCCUCUACAUCGCGGGAUGGAUUGGGUGGGUUGGCAGAAGCUAUCUGAUUGCCAUCAGGGAUGAGAAGAAACCAACACAGAAGGAGAUCAUCAUUGAUGUGCCAUUGGCAUCAAGUCUUCUUUUCAGAGGGUUCAGCUGGCCCGUUGCUGCCUACAGAGAGUUUGUGAAUGGGGAUCUUAUUGACCCCUCUGUCUAAAUCCAUCAUAAGAAAUGGGAUUAAGAGGACUACAGCAAAGGAGACGAAGAGCUUGAAUUGGGAGUUGCUUGUGGGAGGAUUGGUUGAUGGGGAACCUAUUUGUACUUACGUUUGUGAACUUUCGCCUAAUGUAUGUAAUAGCUGCUUUUGUUUGGAAAUUCAACUGUAUUGAAGCCACUUUGCAUUGAUGUGGUUACUCGGUCACAUUCCAUUGCAUUCAAAUACAAUUUUGGGUGCACUAGGUUAGGGGUGCAACUUGGAUAGGUAAUCCCAAUCCAAUUUGUAAAAUUAAAUAGAGAUAUCAAUAUUCGGAUUGGGCUUGAACAAAAAAAUUGAAAUACAAAUUAUAUUUUAUGACAUUCAGGUUGAGGUAUUGGGUUCGGGAAUUGAACCGAAACAUC